Messenger RNA from Malus domestica (apple), 770 nucleotides. RefSeq lists its product as uncharacterized. The record is from RefSeq and is a predicted model, not a curated record. NCBI's taxonomy places the organism in Eukaryota, Viridiplantae, Streptophyta, Magnoliopsida, Rosales, Rosaceae.
GGAAGACUAGACACAAGAACAGGCUGUAAGGCUAUGAUUCGAUUCACUGUGGAUAAUGGCGUGUGGAAGAUCAGUCACCUCAACCCAGAUCGUAAUGACGAAGACAAAUUCUUCGAUCAGGUCGACAUAUACCAGCCCACUCUCUUUAGCAAAGGGAAAUCAGAAACAUGUUUGGGACAGCGAUCAGGUGCAUCGCUCGGAAACCAAAACCUCCGAUGAAACCCAUAGAGCUCAAUACCCCACCUGAGCAGACACAGACCAUCACCAGGGCCAUCUUCGACAUCGUCAAGGAGCACGGUCCUCUCACCAUUUCCGAAACCUGGGAUCACGUCAAGAAAGUCGGGUUGAGAGGGUUGACGAGCAAGAGGCACAUGAAGAUAGUGCUGAGGUGGAUGAGGGAGAGGCAGAAGCUCAGAUUGAUAUGCAACCAUGUAGGAGCUCAGAAGCACUUUCUGUACACCACUUGGUUUACAAAGCACAACUUCAAGCAGAAGCCAAAGCCAGCAAGUGAUUCUCCACAACCCAAGUCUCCUUGAAGUCUUACGGAUCUUCUUACUAGCUCAGUAGCUUUGUUCUGAGUUGUAAUGAAAAAUUUGAACUUUUUGCUAUAAUGUAAAGCUUAAGCUAAGUUCUUAGUUGUAAUUAUUUUUUUCUUUUUAACACGUCGGUACAACAACAAAACUUUUUCACAUUAAGUUGGAUCGGUUAAAAAAAAAAGAAUUAUUGACACGUUUGUUAACAUGUCAGUGAUUCUUUAAUUUUACUUUUAA